AACUUGAAUAACGGCGCGGUCAGAUUCCCCGUCAUUGUUAACAGAAACUAGGCCACCACCACACUUGCCAGCAGCACCACUAAGAAAAAGCAAUUACCUAAUCCCAACCGUUGAAGCCCUUUCGUCGUUAUCACAAUUUCGUCGUCUCCGUACUACACGCGCGCACCAACUUACUACGCUCACUCACGCCACACCUCCUUCAUUCCCUCACUCUCUCUCUUACAUUACCAAACUAAACCCCAAAAAACCACACAACGCAACGCAACAUCGCGCACACCAACACCUGAAUAGGAAUCACCUCGCGAGAGGACGCAACAUUAGUUGUAGUACUUAAAGGGACUCACAGUGCACAUCAAUGCUUGCUCAGGUCGGUGUCAGGACACGCGCUCCAGCCGCAUUAGCCAUGGAACCUGACACUUCAGCUCGACCAACUCCCAAGAGAAAGACCAUCACCCACACCAACCAAGACCCACCUAAAUUCUCCAAGUCUCCCAAAACCACUUUACGCUGCCUCAGCCCUACCUCCGCUGAAAUUCCUGCCUCUUGCUGCUCCAACAAUGGAUCCACCAGCCUUGAUGAGGACAUGAUCAAACUCUCAGAUCUGGAGGUGGAGAGCGCGCGAGUUGAAACGUCGACGUUCAAUGGUGCUGCACAAAUUGAAGGGAAAGAGAUGAAUCGUUCCGGCAAGCUUCUCGAAAAUUCGGAGGAGACAGAGUCAGUGGAGAUGAUUUCUUGUCGUGCCUCGUCAAAGGCUCGAACCAUGCCAACCGAGUCGGAGCUGGAAGAAUUCUUCGUUACCGCCGAGAAAGACAUUCAGAAACGAUUUCAAGAUAAGUACAAUUAUGACGUUGUUAAGGAUAUGCCGCUGGAAGGACGUUAUGAGUGGGUUCAGUUGAAACCAUGAAGGUGUGGGUCUCGCCAUAAGAAAAAAAAACUCCGAUCAAUUUGAACAUGCCAUUUUGGUCUCUUUAAUUAUAAUAUCGCUAAGUCCGGUCUAGGUCUUUGGUUUCUUCAAUGUUAAUUAUCAUUUACACCAAACAAGACUCUUUUCUCUUGUGUACAACUUUUUUGUAUUUGAGUGUGGUUAAUGUAAACAGGUUGAGAUUCAUUUGUUCCUUAUACUGAGAAGCAGCUGAAUGCUCGCUUGUGCAGAACUAACGCUCCCUUUACAGGUUCCAACUUCUCUCAUUUUUUUCCUAUAAGCGCUCCCCUAAAAUCCCUGUCCAUUUGUGUUUUUAAACUUCGCUUUUUAGUAUAGAGUACACAGAAGUCAGUGACUGUAUGAUUGUGUCUAGUUUUUCUAUUUUUUUGUAUAUUGUUUUGAAGAAAAAAAUAAACAAAGAAAAAUGAGAAGGAAGAAGAUUAGCCGACUUAUAGCGAAAAUGGGGAAAUGAAAGGAGUGGGAGUUGGUAGUAGGAAGAGGGGAGGCCAUGGGAGGGGGCAAAGACACGCACCAUGCGGUGUAAGUUACGGGCACGUGUUAGUGAGGAUGAGAAAGAUGAUCUUAUUAUCCCCGCCCCGCCCCACCAUGUGAGAAAUUGCAGCAAACACUUUCACAAGUACAACAAAUAUAGGGAAGGGAGUAAAAAUUGGAAUAUUGUUUUUAUUGUUGUUUCCACACGUUACCAUUCUCGCUUCUUCUUAUCCACCAAGAUACAUAAAACGGAAAGUAUCUGGUCUUGAUCAGAAUUUGAAAUCCAUAAAGAGAGACACACGCAUCAUUAGUUAGUUUGGUAGUUUUGUUUAAUCAUUAGAAUUCAUGGCAAAAGUGGAUUCAUUUGAAAGAAAGCGAAGUUAAUUGGAGAGAGGAAGAGGAAGUAGGAAUGAGAACGGGAAUGCGGUGAUGAAGAUGAGAGGAAAGGGUUGAGGUAGCAGAAGAGUGGUGUAUUGUUGGGUUGAGAAUUUGUGGUCCCGAUGCUGCAUAGCCACAGUGGACGUAGAGAUGGGAGGUAGGUAGUGUGACCUUAUUCGGCCGUCGUUUGGUUUUGCAAUUUUUAAUUAAUUAUUUUGCCAUGUUGCGCAGGAGGACCGUGUUUGUCACGUCGUACUAGGUAGGCACUUAUUAAAGCGCUGAGAUAGUGCAACAGUACUACAUGGUUGUGGAUUCCGUGAUGUGCCUUCCCACUGCUGCUUUCCGUUAUGUUAUAAUCAUUGCCCUGCAAAUCAAACACCGUGUUUCGGAUGAGAUAUCAGAAUAUCAGAAAAUCAGAUAUCCUUUGACAACACAGGAUCUUCAUUCUUACAAACUUUUCAAAUCUCCCAUCGGGACGUUUCCCUUUAUUCUCCCUUUUAACCCCUGUUAACAUGUGCACACUCAUAUAAUAAAUACACUGCUGUGUUGUUUUCUC
Molecule: messenger RNA, 2348 nt
Organism: Vigna angularis (adzuki bean)
Lineage: Eukaryota; Viridiplantae; Streptophyta; Magnoliopsida; Fabales; Fabaceae
Product: cyclin-dependent kinase inhibitor 7
Exons: 4
Coding region: 356-904 (182 amino acids)
Biological process (GO): negative regulation of cyclin-dependent protein serine/threonine kinase activity
Cellular component (GO): nucleus
Molecular function (GO): cyclin-dependent protein serine/threonine kinase inhibitor activity
Source: RefSeq, a predicted model, not a curated record